Messenger RNA from Physcomitrium patens, 2460 nucleotides. RefSeq names its product protein EARLY FLOWERING 5. Gene Ontology annotation, cellular component: spliceosomal complex. NCBI's taxonomy places the organism in Eukaryota, Viridiplantae, Streptophyta, Bryopsida, Funariales, Funariaceae. Gene Ontology annotation, biological process: RNA processing. The record is from RefSeq and is a predicted model, not a curated record.
UUAUUUGGACAAGGGAGGAGUGUGGUGCCGAAGUGGCGCGCGUGAUUUUUAUUAUUGUCUUUGCCGUUGAAGCUGUGAGGUGACGCGGGCUGCCUCCGUUGCAAAAUUUGGCCACACCCUUUCCUCAUCAUCACCCAGUGGUCUUCACUUCCUCGAAAUGUUCUGAUUUCUCGUCCAGUUUUGCUGCUCCUUCGCUCCCUUGUAGAUCCCCAGCUUUCCUCGUUUCUUCCCUACUUUCUCGUUUUUUCCCCUCUUGUCGAGGGUCUCUCCUUUUGUUUUUUUCCCUGACCUUGUAUUGUUUUGUUUUUCUCUUCCUCUUCCUCUUUCUCUUAUUCUCUUGGCUUUCUUCUAUUGUGCCUCAAUCACUAUUUCUCUUACACUUCUGUGUGCCUCCUCUCCUCUCUUCUCAUGCCCUAACCCUCCUUUCUUCGUCGAACUUCUUCCACCAUGAAGACCACCAAGGGGGGAAAGGUCAUGAACCCUACCGAUGCCUAUCGCAAGGAGCUCCGCAAAAAGGAGCUUAAGCGGAACAAAAAGGAACGAAAGAAGGUGCGGGAGGUGGGGAUUCUCAAAAAGGAUCCCGACGCCAUCAAGGAGCAAAUCAAGAAAUUAGAGAUAAUGAAGGCCGAUGGGGCAUUGGACAAAACAAGAAGGCACAAAAAGAGACAGCUUGAAGACACAUUGCACUUGGUCAUGAAGAAACGUAAGGAAUACGAAGAGAAGAUGCGGGAAAAGGGAGAGGAGCCUGUCAUGUUCAGUCAUCUUCCUACCCCUAGACGGCGAGCGACAGCGGAAGAAGAAGAACGUGCUAAGCAUCCGAAGCCUGAGGAUUCUGUAUACUUUCAUCCUGCAUUAAACCCCAGUGGAGCUCCACCGAUUGGCAAGCCGCCCAUGUAUAAAUCAUCUAUAGGACCUCGAAUCCCUCUUUCAAGUACUGCAGGUCCUAGUGGUGAAACGGACCUGGACAUGGACCCAGACACAACCCUACCCCUUCCCCCUCCUCCACCGCCUCCUCCACUACCUUCUGCUGGAGAAGGUUUCUCGGCUGGAGAAAAUGUAGUCCCAUUGCCAUUACCAGUGCCUGUACCUCCUCCACCACCAGCUCCUCCAGGUCCUGUUCAAGGCACGCUGCCACCACCUCCUCCUUUGUUUCUAGGUCGACCUCCUCAUGCAACUUCAAUGAUACCACCUCCACCGCCACCUCGUCCUGGACAACCGCUUCCUCCUGGCAUAUCCAGGGAAGAGGUACCUCCGGGAACUGACGAAGAAGCGUCUAUUGCAAAAUCGGAGAAUGUUGACCUUGGAGACAACUCACGACAUAGAACAAUGUAUUUCAUUCCCCCUGGAAGAUUGCCACCACCUCCACCACCUCCGCGGCGCCCUUCCAUACCUUCUGGGGAGGAAAUUCAGGACGAAAUAGAGGACGACGCGCCAGCUGAUUCUAGGAGCACUGAUGCUGUUCGACAAAACCUACCACCACCACCUCCCCCUCCAAUGCGUCCGCCUGUUGGCCCUCCUCCGCCUCUUCCCACUUCUCUAUUGAUGCGGCCCCCUUCUGGUCCUCCUCCAAAACACCCAUCUUCUUCAGAAGCUCCUCCUCCUGGUGUGACUCCUUUUCGACCUACUCUACCUGGACCUCCACUACCCCCAGAAAUGUCAUCCUUGCCUCUUCCACCUCCCCCACCGAGGAUGUUGCAAUCAGGAAUGUUACCUCCCCCUGGACCACCUCCGGGCCCUCCUCCAGUGAGACUUGGUCCGCCUCCGUCCGGCCCACCCCCUGUUAUGCGCCCUCCUGCUGGACCUCCUCCGAUGGUUAAAGGCACUCCUCCCCCUCCCCCUCCUCCUAGGGUAGUUCAUGAGGGAGGUAACGAAGAUCCGGUUAGAUCCGGUGGGGCUGCAAAGCCUUCGUAUGUGAAAUCCGCCGCACCUACGGUUGUUAAAAGACCUCUAGCUCAGCAUACUCCUGAACUGACCUCUAUGGUACCAGCGUCAGUCCGUGUUCGAAGAGAGAAUGCUCCCAAAGUAAAGCCUAAGACUGUUUCAGCAAUAUCUGCUCAAGUUGCCUCUGUUCUGCAACCUCCUCGUGUGGUUAAGCCGACAACCAUAGAUGACACUUAUUCUGCAUUCUUAGAGGACAUGAAGCUAUUAGGGGCAUUCGGAGAGGGACAAGAAGAUGUGUAGGGGCGGUUUCUGAUUGUGCCAGAUGGCAUUUCUAGUCAACACUUUUCACUCUGUGAUCAAAUGUUCGGGGAUGUUUCUCAGGAGCUUACAUUGUCAUUCUGACUUGGACUUUAAGAAGUAACAUUCCUGGGUCUCUGGUAUUUGGUCAGGGAGAACAUCCUCCGAGCUCUUAGCAGAUGGAAGUUGUUCACAGCCUAUGCAGCAUUCGUUGUGCUAUUUUUGUAAUAUUUUAUCCUAAACGUGGUUUUCUACUCCCUAAUAUAAUCAUGGGUGACUCAA